This is a messenger RNA of Paramormyrops kingsleyae, 958 nucleotides long. Its product is annotated as cysteine-rich protein 1. NCBI's taxonomy places the organism in Eukaryota, Metazoa, Chordata, Actinopteri, Osteoglossiformes, Mormyridae. Gene Ontology annotation, molecular function: zinc ion binding. The record is from RefSeq and is a predicted model, not a curated record. Gene Ontology annotation, biological process: intrinsic apoptotic signaling pathway in response to DNA damage; regulation of gene expression.
CUUCGUACCACAUCCUGGCUUCACUUCGACAGCGCUUACAGCAGGUACACUGAUGUGGAAUGCGUCCCUGAUUGUCUUUGAAACACGCAGCAGCGUUUAAUCUGGGCGAGAACGGGACCUGACUUCGGCUGUGGUCAUGGUGGGAUACUGUCCGAUUUGUGGAAAGCCCGUCUACUUCGGUGAGAAGAAGCGUUCCUUGGGCCGGGAUUACCACCCACUCUGCCUGAAAUGUCAGGAGUGCAAACGGCAGCUCAACCCAGGCCAGCACGCAGAGCACGACGAGAAACCGUACUGCACCUACUGCUACAUGAAGCAGUUUGGGCCCAGAGGCGGCAGGAGACCCAUGUCACACUUGUGCAACUCCACCGGGUCAUAGGAGAGGAAACCGUGUCUCCAGCUCGUCAAGUGAGGACCUUCCUAGGGCCAGACGUGCUGCCAGCACUCACCAGCAGGGGGCUCUGACUCCAGCGGAGUAAAGUGAAGUGCCGGGAAAAGGGGAUGCUUAAGGCUCCAUAUUGUGAUAGCAGUGUCCAGGAUGGAACAUCGGAAAUGAAGGCCUCCAGGUCCGGAUCAUUCCGGAAAUGCCUUCACUCAUUAAAUAUCCAAACAUGACACCUUUAAAGGUGGGAAUUCACAUUCCAAUUGGCUACUUGGUUAUUACAAGCAUAUUUUCUACAGUCAUUUUAAAAUUACUGUAAAUACAGCAUAAAUAUUUUUAUCUAUAGAAGUCAGUUGGUACUGAAAUUUAAAUGUUUUUAACAGUUAAACAGUUUUGACAAUAUUUAUUUGAUGUGCUUUUUUGAUGUGCUUUUCUAUUGCAUCAUAUAGAUUUCACGCAAUAUAAUGCUCAUAUCUGUAUAGCAUCACAUAAUAUUAAUGUGUUAUCAUCGCAUAAACUUUUCAAAAAUGUGUAAAUUACAUAGUGACAAUUUACAAUAAAGCUUUGCCUUUUUCAAUA